AUGAUGUGCAAGGUUCAGUUAUUGGUGUGCCUUUUUGCCCUUGGAGCGACAGUUCGGGCGGAAAAGGAUGCGCUUGAUUACGGCCAAGGAUUACAGAUGUUAGGGAAGGUCGUCAGACAGUUCCUUCAAUCGCAACCUGAGGAUAUUAUAUUAGGUGACGGAGUUCACUUAGUCACAACGCAAAAUGCCAACGAAAUCAGCGGAAGGGCAAUGUCAGACGGUGGAAGUGUCUUCACUGCUUUAGAAAACUAUUUACGAAGCCAUGAAAUUCAAAUCAAAUUGCCGGAACUGCUGCCCAAAGGAGAUCUUGGUCGGUCUCUUAAAUCCGUAAUGGAGGACGUCAAGGAAGACGCGGAAGUUACUGGAAGAGGCAAAAAGGGUGGUGGAUUUGGAGGAAUUAUGGUUCUCAGUAUGAUGUUCGGUAAAAUGUUAGCCGCCCUUGGAUUGGGUGGUGUAGGACUUCUCGCCAUGAAAGCCCUCAUGGUAUCAGCCAUGGCACUUAUGUUGUCUAUGAUAAUUGGGAUUAAAAAAUUGGCCUCCCAUGGAGGUGACGAUGGGGGUUACCACGUUAUUCACGCGUCCGGUGGUCACCACGACCGAAAGAAAAGAGAAGCUGCGGAGAUGGCAUACAACAGUUGGAAAAGUCUGUAUAGUAGUAUUACAAAUUAG
This is a messenger RNA of Agrilus planipennis (emerald ash borer), 669 nucleotides long. RefSeq lists its product as uncharacterized. The coding region runs from base 1 to 669 and encodes 222 amino acids. The transcript is spliced from 2 exons. The record is from RefSeq and is a predicted model, not a curated record. NCBI's taxonomy places the organism in Eukaryota, Metazoa, Arthropoda, Insecta, Coleoptera, Buprestidae.